Messenger RNA from Caenorhabditis bovis, 642 nucleotides. Lineage: Eukaryota; Metazoa; Nematoda; Chromadorea; Rhabditida; Rhabditidae. The record is from the annotation of a GenBank genome assembly.
AUGGUUUCAAAGGAUGGCAAGGAUUUUAAAUUCAAGAUUGUCCUGCUCGGCGAAGGGGCUGUUGGAAAAUCGUCGUUGGUUUUGAGAUAUUGCGAGAAUAAAUUCAAACAAAUGCACGUUUCGACGAUUCAAGCAAGCUUCCAAAAGCGGACUAUAACCGUAGACGAAUGUAAAGCAGAAUUGAAUAUUUGGGAUACGGCUGGACAGGAGAAAUAUCAUGCUCUCGGACCAAUUUAUUAUAGAGGAAGCAAUGGGGUUUUGCUCAUAUUCGAUAUAACAGAUCGUCGAUCAUUCGACAAAGUCAAAAUGUGGAUGCGAGAGAUUAAAACGAGCCUUGGCGAUUCAGCGGAGUUAAUGAUAAUCGGCAAUAAGCUGGAUUUAGAGCAUCAGAGGAAUGUAGCCAAAUCGGAAGCUGAAGAAUAUGCGAAAGGUGAAAACGCGCUUUAUAUGGAGACGUCAGCUAUGGAGAACAUUGGAAUAUCUGAAGCUUUUGAGGAGUUAACUAUAAAAAUGAUCGAACAUUGGAGGGAGCAUGGCCGAGAUACUUCAGCUAUAGGGACCCGUUCGAUUCAACUAGUCGCCGAUGAUGACGACGAUGAGGAACCCGAAGAACCGAGACGUCGUCGAAAAUGUUGUACAUAA